Messenger RNA from Morus notabilis, 333 nucleotides. Its product is annotated as lysosomal Pro-X carboxypeptidase-like. Gene Ontology annotation, molecular function: dipeptidyl-peptidase activity; serine-type exopeptidase activity. The record is from RefSeq and is a predicted model, not a curated record. The transcript is spliced from 2 exons. Gene Ontology annotation, biological process: proteolysis. The annotation marks the transcript as partial. Lineage: Eukaryota; Viridiplantae; Streptophyta; Magnoliopsida; Rosales; Moraceae.
UUUGUAUAGCAUCGAUUUUAUGGAAAAUCCAUACCUUUCGGAGGCGACAAGGAUGUUGUUUACAACAACACAAGCAUGCUCGGAUAUCUGAGCUCGACACAAGCGCUAGCGGAUUAUGCGACUUUGAUCGUCGAUUUGAAGAGGAAUUUAUCGGCGGCGGACUCUCCGGUGGUGGUUUUCGGAGGUUCCUAUGGAGGAAUGCUGGCAGCAUGGUUUAGAUUGAAGUAUCCGCACGUCGCCAUUGGAGCUUUGGCAUCUUCUUCUCCCAUCCUCGGUUUUGAGAAUUUAACACGUCCAUAUAGCUUCAACGACAUCAUCACUCAAGACUUUAAG